ACUCUCUUCCUAGUCCCUCCCUUCUCCUCUUCCCAGAUCCUACCCUCCGCCCCCGGUCAAGACACCAGGUGCCCCCGGUUGGCUGAGGUGUUUUCUCCCGAAGUGUGGUUCGGUCUCACGUUUCCUUUGCGCUGCUUGUGCUUCCCAUUCAGCAGAUCCGCAGUCUUUUGGAGACCUUGGGUUAAAGCCAGAGGCGAGAAAGAGGAAGGGACGCUGCACUAUGCAGCGGAGACGAUACCCAAUGGUCCAGGAAUGAUUCAAGCCUCAGGAAAGCUUUUCCAGUAUACACACCCAGUCAGGCUAUUUUGGCCAAAAUCAAAGUGUUAUGAUUACUUAUAUCAAGAAGCAGAAGCUCUUCUGAAAAUUUUUCCAAUUCAAGCGACAAUUUCAUUUUAUGAAGAUUCCGAUAGUGAAGAUGAAAUUGAGCAGCUGACCUGUGAAAAUUAAUCUAAUUAGUUACUUUUGAUGAUAUUCAAAGCUCAUGGGCUUUGGUGUAUAAAUGUAUCAUAAUCUUUUAAACUAAUUUAUUUGUAUAUAAUUUAUUAAUAAAAGGAAAUAUUAUAUAAAUA
This is a messenger RNA of Marmota monax (woodchuck), 569 nucleotides long. It is a transcript of the gene Ripply2, whose product is annotated as ripply transcriptional repressor 2. Gene Ontology annotation, cellular component: nucleus. The transcript has 3 exons. The annotation marks the transcript as partial. Lineage: Eukaryota; Metazoa; Chordata; Mammalia; Rodentia; Sciuridae. Gene Ontology annotation, biological process: negative regulation of transcription by RNA polymerase II; embryonic pattern specification. The record is from RefSeq and is a predicted model, not a curated record.